ACGGUCAGGGAAAGUUUAUAUCGGCAUGUUUUGGUUGAAUUGGCUUUUAUGUUUGCUAUUUACAGCAGAAGCCAAAUUUGCGGGAGCACUGAAGCAAAUUCAUGUUGAUUCUGAUGCUAAAAAUGUAACAGCUUGUGUAACUCCAAAUGAAGACAUUAUCAUUACAUGGUCGUUUCAACAACAUGAUGUUGAACGAAUUACAAUGGCAAUCAGCAACGCUUCCAAUGUCAUUGGGAGAUUUCAGAAUGGUGAAUACCGCUGUUACAAAGAUGGAUUUGUGACAGAAACAGAAUGUCAGGAACACUUCUCACUGACUGUGAAUGGAUCUAGUGACAUCAUUAUUGCAAUGAGAAAUAUCUCAGAUGAUCAUUUCAAAAGCUAUCUAAUAUCUGUGUACGGUGGACCAGACGACAAAAUAGAAACCUUAUGGAUCACAGUCUGUAAGAAAGGUGCGACCAGCCAAGUCAAUGAAACUACCAAUGAACCAAAAGCUCCAAGACCUACAACUCCAGGUGUGGCCAGCCUAGUCAAUGCAACCACAAAUGAACCAAAAGCUCUAAGAACUACAACUCCAGGAACAGGCAGCAAAACUGGGGCUGUCAUUGGUGGUACCUUUGGGACUUUAUUUUUAAUGGUCCUGAUUGUAGGAAUUGCAAUUUGGUUCUGCAAAAGAUGCAAUUAAUUAAUUAAUUAAUUAAGUAAUUUUACAGCAUCGCAACAAAUGUAAGUUUUGUAUUGGGUAGUUUUCAUCAGCAUUUUUGUUGUAGUUUUCCCAAGCAAAUUUUGUUUUAAGUGUAUUUAGCUUAAUUUACAUUGUAAUAAGUCUUCGCUUGCUAUUUUAUAUACAGUUUUAACCGAUUCAAUUAAUACCAACUUGUGUCAGCAAUUGUUGAGACUAAAUAUUGUAAAUUUGUGGGGAAAACUGUCUAAUUGAUUUGCUGAGAGUUAGUAACCCAUUAUAGCCACACUGGUAUCCCAUCCAGGGGGAGUUGUAAUUGCAAUAUGUUCUAACUGCAUGGGUCACCAUGCUUGACUACAGACUACUACCUUUUCUAUGUAAUCUUACAUGACUCAACCCCCAUCAACUUGUUAACAGGGUUGAAUCUGACUGCGAAGGCUGGGUAUCAGUCAAAUGCCUGUAAGCUGAACACAUGACUUUGCCAGAGUUUAUGGAUGAGUUGUUUCAGCAAGUGCAUUUUUCGAGAAGUUUUUUACUGUAGACACCUUUUCCUGGGUGUUUUUAUAUUAUUUCAGAUGGCUGUUUGCCCAGUAGAAACUAUUUAACCUUUAACUCCCAAGAUCUGAUUGUUAAUUCUCUCCUCUUGCUACUACACAUUUCCAUGUGAGUUAGGUACAAGAACUUGGUGUUAGAUAGAGAUAACAACUUCUACCUGAUUAGUUUGAAUAUUCUCAUGACCUGUUUGCUGGAUGAUGUUUAGAUAUUAUAGGGAGAAGUCACUUGUUAAUCACUUUUGGGAAUUAAAGGGUUAAAAAAAAAUUUCAAAUCCCUGCUUGACAGAAUAUUCUUACUCUCCCAAAUCUCCAAAAAAGUGCAGCCCCAUUCUCUAGACUAGUAACGCUAUUGAAAAUGAAUCCCCAACGUAGUCAAUCCUGUCGUAAAAAUGCGACCUCAUUCAGUGGCACAUCCAACCCAUGAAUAGGAAGUACCCUCUCCUUCCCCGUCCCCUCCCCCUGUUGUAACUUAAAUUAAAGGGGAUAGUAAUAAAUCAGUUCAAUAAAUCUUGUGUAGUCAUCUAGAUGAAAUCACUGCUUGUAAUGCUAAUCUAUAUUAAAAUGGUUGUUUAAUUUCUUAAUCAGUGGAUGUCGCCCAAGUGUGUAAUCAUUCAGAUUCAAACUAGCAAACAGUUCUUUUAUGUUCAGCUGUUUAUUUUGCUAUGCAAUUCUUUCAAU
This is a messenger RNA of Pocillopora verrucosa, 1911 nucleotides long. The record is from RefSeq and is a predicted model, not a curated record. Lineage: Eukaryota; Metazoa; Cnidaria; Anthozoa; Scleractinia; Pocilloporidae.